ACCCUCACAGGACCAGGGUAGAGGGACACUGCAGACACCACUCUCUGCUCCUGCUCUGUUGAGGACAGGCUGGCCCUUGGUGAGUAGCCUGUGCCCACUGGGGGCUCUGGGACAGCUUCUGCGGGACCAGGGAGUGAAAGCAGGGAUCACUCAUCCACUCUAGAUUUCCAGAAUUUCAUCUGCUGCUAAGAAAAAGGGGUCUGUGCUGGGGCUGGAACUGUGUUUUCACAAGGAUGAAUGUUGGCAUUACGUGCAGCAGAUAUGUGGGAGGGGGAUGCUGGCCUCACCUGGACAUCUCACCAUAUCCCUACCCACCGUUCUUCUAUCUGCUCCUGUCCUACUUUCUUACCUCUUCUCAGCCACAGGCUAUUCUCAUGCACAUCUGUUAGCACCCUGGUAGCUCUGCGUUUUCUUUUCCAGCAUACUUUAUCCUGCCCUAACCAUAACUCCUCUAAACUAGAUGUCUCUCAACACAUUUUUUUGUAUCUUGGGGUGUUAAAGUGCACAAGCAGGGCAGGGCUGCAUUGGUUUUACAGUUUAACUGGUAAAAAGUCAAGUGUUGGGCAAUGCCACGUCCAUUGCACCCAUGGGAGGUGUGUGUCAGCCCGGCCGCUGUGCUUGGGGGGUGCAGGAGUGAGGAGGGAGCCCAAUCCCAGCCCUGCUUUCAGGCAGAGUCUGCGGUUCCCAACUUUGCUUUGCAGGUGGAUGCUCCACAAUGACAGUGAAGAAGGCUCAGGCUCUGCAGGAUGGAAGUGCCAAGGAGAACGUGCUGCAGAGGGUGCUGCAGCUGCCCGUGGUGAGCUCAACCUGCGAGACCCUGCAGAGGAAGUACAGCAGCACCAAGGAGUCGCACCCGCUGAUGGCCUCGGUGUGCGAGGUGUACGAGCGGGGCGUGCAGGGCGCCGGCGCCCUGGCCAUGUGGGGCAUGGAGCCCGUGGUGCGCCGGCUGGAGCCGCAGUUCGCUGUGGCCAACGACCUGGCUUGCCGGGGUUUGGACCACCUAGAGGAGAAGAUCCCUGCUCUCCAGUAUCCUGUCGACAAGCUUGCAUCUGAACUGAAGGACACCAUCUCCUGCCCCCUCCAAAGUGCCAAAAGCACCAUUGGCAGCUCCAUGGAUAAGAUCAUAGAGCUGGCAGCGGAGGGCUAUGAGGCCACCAAGAGCACAGUGGAAACAACAGCCAAGUACACGAGGAAGAACUCAGUGACCCAGAUGGCAGCCGCAGGGGUCGACACAGCUCUGGGAGGGCUGGAGAAGCUGAUGGAAUACCUGCUGCCAGAGGAGGAUGAAGAAGCAGAUAAGAAGCCCAAAAAGAAACAUCUGUCAACGCCAAAGGUCUCCCAGCGGCAGCCCAGCACUACCACAACUCCCAGCGCUACCACCACUCCCAGUGCUCCCAGGGUUCCCAGUGCUCCCAGUGCUCCCAGUGCUCCCUGUGCUCCCAGUGCUCCAAGGGCUCCCAGCGCUCCCAGGGCACCCAGCACAUCCAGCACCCCCAGCACUCCCAGUGCUCCCAGCACCCUGGGCCGGAUUGGCGCUUUGGUCAGCACCGUGUCCCAUCGUGCAUACCAGCAAACCACCCAAAGCCUCCAGCGUGCCAAAAACAAAGGGCAGGAGCUGGUCUCCUGGAUCCCCAUCCUGGCGGGACAGGACCCCGGGCUCGUGGGCAGCGUGGCUCACAACCUGCAAACCGCCUGCGCCUCCGGCAUCUCCAGCAUGAAGAAGGUCCCGGCCGUGGCCUGGGAUGCAGCAGAGGGCUUGAUCCUCUUCACCCCCCGCAGGCUGUCCAGGGCCAUGGAGACAGUGGAUGCUCUCGGGGGGACCCUCGUCAGUGCCCCCAAGCAUCUGCUGGGCACCCUGUACAGCUAUGUGCCGCUCCGCAGGCAGUCGGUGAAGGAGGAACAAGCACCCAGGGGCAGCAAGACUGACAAAGAGAAGAAAGAGAAGAAGGAGGAGGAGGAGGAGACCAAGCCUGCUGCCCCCUCCAAUGAGGAGAAAUCCCAGCUGAGGAGUGACUGGCGGCUGUACCGUGGCCAUCACCCCCUCUCCUUCCUGGGGCUCGAGGACCCCCUCUUCCUGCGGCACAACUACUACCGCAGCCCCGCCUUCGAUCCCGACUACCCGUUCCCACGGAAAUCCGCCUUCUCCCCCUACAACAGGCGGGUGAGCGAGGGCUCCUACCGCUUCAGCCCCGAGUCCAUGUACAGCCGGGCCUACUACGGCAACUACUACAGUCCUGUCUUCAAGAAGGACUGAGCCAGCGGGCAGGACAAGCACAUCCCAGCCCCUCUCAAAUCCCCUCAGCACGCUUUGCCUGGGCCCCUGACAGCUGCCCACACACACCCCUGCUCCAGGACAGGAGCUUAAAGUGGUAGACAGGCCAUGGGAUAGCUUAUUCUGGAGUGCCAGGAUGGGGGAAUAAAGGCAACCAAAAGCCCUGCUGCUGGAAGGAGAAGGGAGGGGAAGGUGGGACUAGGAAGGUGAAGGAGAUGUGAAAAGAGUGGUGAGACCAGAAGAAGGGACCACCCAGGGCUGGCACUGGGCUGCCUUAGACCCUGCUCAGCAGAGUGAACAUAGCAGAGCUACACAUUGAGAACAGCAGUGAGAGAGAGCAGGGAGGGUGGCAAAGCUGUCAAACAUCACCACAGCAAGCCUGUUUCCCCAUCCUUCGUCUCCAUUCCCCCUCGCAGGGCUCAUCCCUAAGCACAGAUUGCUCCUCCAUGGAGGGGCUGAAGAUCCCCACCAACCAGCAGGAUUCAUGAGAGAGAAAGCCCUGGGCACUUCCCUCCCAGCAGGUGGUGGGGUGGAUGGUGGGGUCAGGAAAAAGGCUGGUGAGAACAGGUGGAGCUCCUGGAGCCCCUCUCCCACAAGAUGACCCGGCUUCCUACAACACCUUGUUGUAUCUGCUGCAAUAAUAAACCUGCAACCAUA
This is a messenger RNA of Hirundo rustica (Barn swallow), 2929 nucleotides long. It is a transcript of the gene PLIN1, whose product is annotated as perilipin 1. The record is from RefSeq and is a predicted model, not a curated record. Lineage: Eukaryota; Metazoa; Chordata; Aves; Passeriformes; Hirundinidae. The coding region runs from base 716 to 2254 and encodes 512 amino acids. The transcript is spliced from 7 exons. Gene Ontology annotation, biological process: lipid metabolic process. Gene Ontology annotation, cellular component: lipid droplet.